Molecule: messenger RNA, 1682 nt
Organism: Xiphias gladius (swordfish)
Lineage: Eukaryota; Metazoa; Chordata; Actinopteri; Istiophoriformes; Xiphiidae
Product: zinc-binding protein A33
Exons: 6
Coding region: 130-1236 (368 amino acids)
Molecular function (GO): protein binding
Source: RefSeq, a predicted model, not a curated record
UCCCCCUGUGUAUUGUUGCUCUUUCAUGUCCUUCACUUUGUCCCUCCCUCUUGAUCCCUCCGUCACUUUUAUUGCACUUUCUCAACAGUCCUCUCAAUUUCUGUUUUGUCCCUUUUGCAGAAAACUGGAAUGUACCAAAGUCACACCAAAGACACCAACAACAACUGCAACAAAAGCCUUCUCUGUGAUCACAAGCAAAAGCUUGUCCAGGCUAUUAAAAGGAUCAAGCAUGAGGUCGAUGAGUGCAGAGAAGCAGAGACAGAGACGUACAUAGAGUCAGUGGAAGUAGAGAGCAGGUUUGAUGACCUGGAACGAGAAAUCCGAGCCGAGUUUCAGAACCUCCAUCGUUUCUUGGAUGAGGAGGAGUGCAAGGACCUGGAGCGACUGAGGAGGGAGAGACAGAAACAACUGAAGCAGCUGAAGGAGAGAGAGAAGAAAAUAGCAGAGCAGGGGAAAGACCUGGAAAGAGCAAUCACAGUGCUCAACAGCAAACUGGCUGAGGAGGACAGUCCUACGCUGCUCAAAGAAAUUCAAGAUCUUAUAAAAAGGCAGGUUUCCUCAAACAGGUCUCAGGUUAGCUUUGUUCUUCCAGCGGAAGUGGACACUGAGGUGCGCUCUGGCCAGUUUGUGGGGCCCAUCCAGUACAGGAUAUGGAAGAAUAUGAAAAGCUGCCUCUACCCAAAUAUUACAUCCAUAACCUUUGACCCUGAGACAGCCCACCCUAAUUUGUCGCUGUCCCAGUCUUGCACCUCAGUAUGGUUUGAGGAAGAUAAAGACACAAAGGAUUGCCAGACCAACCAGCGACAGUUCCACUACUAUUACUGUGUGUUGGGCCAUCGGGGCUUCACCACAGGGCGACACUACUGGGAGGUGGAGGUGGGUCAUAAGACAGCAUGGAGGUUGGGCGUUGCACGAGAAGAUGUUCCAAGAGGGGAGAUGGCUGCUACAGGCACUUCCAGUGGCCUAUGGACCCUGGCCCUGAAGGGCGGAUCCAUCCUCGCCUGCACCGACCCAAAACCCACCAAAAUCAAAGUGUCUGUAAAUCUUGUCCGCAUCGGUGUGUUCUUAGACUGUGAAAAGGAGGAGGUAUCUUUCUAUAAUGCUGUUACCAUGGCACCAAUCUAUACCUUCACCAUGGAAACGGUCAUGAUUCCUUUGUUCCCCUUCUAUAACCCAUGUGACACAGAUGAUGGAAAGAACACAGCGCCAAUUAAGAUGUUUAGCCCUUCACUAUAAUAAGGAAACGUUAUCACCAGCUUGAACACUGAUGGUCCAUUACUAAUUGUUCAUUUUACACUAGUUGUAUUAUUAUUACAUCUAGGGCUAAUUUCGAGCUGAAUGACAAGUCAAUUAAUCGGAUAGUCCAUCAAAAGAAAACUAUUUUGAAUAUCAGUUAAUUGCUUGAGUAAUUUUUCAACAAAAAGUGCCAAACAUUGGUGGGUUCCAGCUUCUAAAAUUUGAGGAUCUACUGCUUUUCUUGUGUCUUAUGCAAAAAUAAACUGAAUAUUUUGGGGAGUUUGACUGUUAUCUCGGACAAAACAAGCCAUGGCAUCACCAUGGCUUUGGGGAAUUUGUGAUGGACAGUUUUCACUAUUUUCUGACAUUUUAUAGACAAAAUGAUUAAUUGAUUCACGAGUAAAAAAUUGACAGAAUUAUUGAUAAUGAAAAUAUUAAUUAAUUGC